Molecule: messenger RNA, 2686 nt
Organism: Microtus ochrogaster (prairie vole)
Lineage: Eukaryota; Metazoa; Chordata; Mammalia; Rodentia; Cricetidae
Gene: Ift80
Product: intraflagellar transport 80
Exons: 20
Coding region: 185-2518 (777 amino acids)
Biological process (GO): cilium assembly
Cellular component (GO): intraciliary transport particle B; centrosome; cilium
Molecular function (GO): protein binding
Source: RefSeq, a predicted model, not a curated record
CAAGUAUCGCGGGAACAGGGAAGGAGUGGGGAACGCUUUCAGCGCUUAGAAAUCACUAUGGUGACGGGAAGGUCGGGAGGCUUCUUGGUAUCUGGUCAGAGCUCUGAGAGCAAUCGCCGCCGCUUUCCGGGAACUUGAGUGGCUACAAUCAAGUGGUAUUUAAGAUCUCUCUGGAACUGGAGACAUGAGGCUAAAGAUAUCUCUCUUAAAAGAACCAAAGCAUCAAGAGUUAGUUAGCUGUGUGGGUUGGACGACCGCUGAGGAGCUGUACUCAUGCAGUGAUGAUCACCAGAUAGUGAAGUGGAACCUGCUGACAAGUGAGACCAGCCUAAUCGUAAAGCUGCCUGAUGACAUCUACCCAAUAGAUCUUCACUGGUUUCCCAAAAGCUUAGGCAUGAAGAAACAGACUCAGGCAGAAAGUUUUGUCCUCACAAGUUCUGAUGGUAAGUUUCAUCUGAUUUCCAAGUUAGGAAGAGUGGAGAAGAGUGUGGAAGCUCACUGCGGGGCCGUGCUUGCAGGAAGGUGGAAUUACGAGGGAACGGCACUGGUGACAGUUGGAGAAGAUGGACAAGUGAAAAUCUGGUCAAAGACGGGGAUGCUUAGGUCAACAUUAGCUCAGCAAGGAAUACCAGUAUAUUCAGUAGCAUGGGGCCCUGAUUCUGAAAAAGUUCUUUAUACAGCAGGCAAGCAGCUCAUCAUUAAACCUCUUCAGCCAAAUGCUAAAGUUUUACAGUGGAAAGCCCAUGAAGGCAUUAUUUUAAAAGUCGAUUGGAACUCAGUCAAUGACCUCAUUUUAUCUGCUGGUGAAGACUGUAAGUAUAAGGUUUGGGAUAGUUAUGGCCGCGUGCUCUACAGUUCUCAGCCUCACGAGCACCCCAUUACCUCAGUGGCCUGGGCUCCAGAUGGAGAGUUGUUUGCCGUUGGAUCCUUUCAUACUUUACGCUUGUGUGAUAAAACUGGGUGGUCAUAUGCUUUAGAAAAACCCAACACAGGCAGCAUAUUUAAUAUCGCGUGGUCUAUUGAUGGCACUCAGAUGGCUGGAGCCUGUGGAAACGGGCAUGUUGUCUUUGCACACGUGGUAGAACAGCGCUGGGAGUGGAAGAACUUUCAGGUGACACUAACGAAGAGAAGGACCAUGCAGGUUCGUAAUGUUCUCAACGAUGCCGUGGAUUUGCUGGAGUUCCGAGACAGAGUCAUCAAAGCGUCUUUGAACCAUGCACACUUAGUUGUUUCCACGUCUCUUCAGUGCUAUGUGUUCUCUACGAAGAACUGGAAUACACCACUUAUAUUUGACCUCAAAGAAGGAACUGUUAGUUUAAUUCUCCAGGCUGAAAGACAUUUCCUCCUGGUGGAUGGUGGUGGUAUCUAUUUGCACUCCUAUGAAGGGCGCUUCAUUUCUUCUCCAAAGUUUCCUGGGAUGAGAACAGAUAUUCUGAAUGCACAGACUGUGUCCCUGAGUAAUGACACUGUAGCAAUAAAAGACAAAGCUGAUGAAAAGAUAAUCUUCCUCUUUGAAGCAUCAACUGGAAAACCCUUAGGGGAUGGGAAACUUCUUUCUCAUAAGAAUGAAAUCUCAGAAAUUGCUCUGGAUCAAAAAGGACUUACCAAUGACAGAAAAAUUGCUUUCAUUGAUAAAAAUAGAGACCUCUACAUCACCUCAGUGAAACGAUUUGGGAAAGAGGAACAGAUUAUUAAACUUGGAACCAUGGUGCAUACGUUGGCAUGGUGUGAUACGUGCAAUAUCCUUUGUGGACUUCAAGAUACUCGAUUCACGGUGUGGUAUUACCCUAAUACCAUUUAUGUGGAUAGAGACAUCCUGCCUAAAACGUUGUAUGAAAGAGAUGCAAGCGAAUACAGUAAAAACCCCCAUAUAGUGAGCUUUGUCGGAAAUCAGGUGACUAUAAGAAGAGCCGAUGGCUCCCUGGUGCACGUGAGCAUUUCUCCGUACCCUGCCAUCCUCCAUGAGUACGUGAACAGCUCAAAAUGGGAAGACGCUGUGAGGCUUUGCCGCUUUGUUAAGGAGCAAAGCAUGUGGGCUUGCCUAGCUGCUAUGGCAGUUGCUAAUCGAGAUAUGAUUACUGCGGAAAUAGCCUAUGCAGCAAUUGGUGAAAUUGAUAAAGUUCGAUACAUCAAUGCUAUAAAAGAUCUUCCAUCUAAAGAGUCAAAAAUGGCCCACAUACUAAUGUUUAGUGGGAACAUACAGGAGGCUGAGACACUACUUCUCCAGGCUGGCCUCGUUUAUCAGGCAAUCCAGAUCAACAUUGAUCUCUAUAACUGGGAAAGGGCACUGGAGUUGGCUGUGAAAUACAAAACUCAUGUUGAUACAGUUCUUGCUUAUCGUCAAAAGUUUUUGGAGACAUUUGGUAAACAGGAAACUAAUAAACGAUAUUUGCAGUAUGCAGAAGGUCUCCAAAUAGACUGGGAGAAAAUCAAAGCGAAAAUUGAGAUGGAAAUUACUAAGGAACGUGACCGAUCGUCCAGCAGCCAGUCUGUCAAGAAUGUGGGCUUAAAGCACUAAAUGCCACGCUGACCCCUAAACUAGUCAGAGUAACCAAAGAUGUGCAUGUUUUGUUUGCUUUUUAAAAAAAGGCAUAAUUUUAAGGCUAGUGUUGUCUCUGAAUGGUAGAGUACUUGCCUAGCAUGCAUGAGGCCCUGGGUUUGAUUCCAGCACUAUCCAAAAAAGGCA